Meloidogyne enterolobii is the source of this 1311-nucleotide messenger RNA. NCBI's taxonomy places the organism in Eukaryota, Metazoa, Nematoda, Chromadorea, Rhabditida, Meloidogynidae. The record is from the annotation of a GenBank genome assembly.
UAAUUGAAAAAUUUGUUGAUGUAUUGUGUUGGUUAAGUGUGUUUGUGUUGGAUUUGUAAAUUGGUCGGGUGUGGGUUUGAUACAUUGUGUGGGGGAAUUUUUUGAAGUUUUAUUUUGAACGUUGUUUUGAUAGUUUUUGGUGAUUUUUAAGUUUGAAAAAAUUUUUGGGGCUCUAAUGUCCCCUUUUAAAAUAAAAACAAAACGCCAGAAAAUUUAUUUUUCCUUGUUUGAUUUUUGAUCUUUAAUUUUUUUUUCAACACAGCUGAUAUUUAAAUAAAUAUUUUUUGGAAGCAUAAUUAAGUUGAAAAAAUUAAUUUUAAAUAAUUUUUUGAAGCGGUUGAAUUGAGAAUUUUUUAAAAUGCCAGAAGCUCCAUCCAAAACUUCAAAUCAUCAAAGAAUAAAAGAAAUGAUGUUACAUUUGUCACCAGAAAAGGCUGAAAUACCUUAUAAUGUUUGUUUUGAUGAGUCGAAAAAUCUGUGGGUGGCUAGUAAAGGAGGUUUAUUUAAAUUCGAUAUUUCAACAAAAAAGAUACUUUUCUCGAUGAAAAAUGAUUUUCCGAAGAAGAUUGCUGCUUAUCCACAAAUUUUGAUGUAUAAAAAUAAGUUAAUUUAUGUAACUGGUGACUUGGAAUUAAUGCAAUUUCGAAUUCUUGAUCAACUAGGCAACAUUGAACAUGAAAGCUUUAUUGAAGGAAAAGUACAAAGUUUGGCUAUAACUAAACUUGGAGAUUUAUUUAUGACAAAACAAAUGAAGUCUGCGUCUCCUGAACUUGAACAGAAUAAUUCUGGGAUGGAUGAAUCGAUUAUUUGGAGAUCACAUAUAGACUUUCCUUCAGCCUGGGAUGAAUUUGCUUCUUCAUUUGAUGAAUGUUUUCAAUGUUUGUGUUUAUUGGAUGAUGAAACAUUAGCAGUCUCUGUUGCUUCUAUUCCUGUCAAUAUUUAUUCAAAACAAUCAAUAAAAUUGAUAAAUACCAAAACUGGACAAUUAAUCGGAAAACCAUUUUCUUCAUGUGGAAAAGAAGCAGGCCAAAUAUUUUUCCCUCGUUGUAUGCGUCCUUUCAACAAUUCUCAAAAUUUAUUAAUAAUGGAUAAAACUGGAAGAUUUUUAAAAUUUGAUAAAAAUGGACAAUUUAUUGAAAUUUGUGCAAAAAUUGAUGAUUAUAUUGGUAAUGGUUUUACUUUAAAAAAUGGAGAAGAGGAAGCUGUUAUUGCUUGUAAUGGAAUUGUUUUGGAUGAGAAAGGCGAAAGUAUUUGUGAUGAUUGGAUAGAAGCAAUUAAAUUGGAUGGAUCUAGAUGGACAGAAGAAUAGGA